AUGGGAAUGGGCCAUUUCCUCCCACUAGCAGAGUUUGCAAAGAGGCUUUGCACGUUUGAUGGCUUCUCCAUCACCUUCAUUAUUAGCAAGUGGAUGUGGGGAUCUCAGCAACCCACACUGGUACAACGAUUGGCCUCUUCCGCUCUGGACAUCCACUUUACAGAAAUCCCUGACGUUACUGUAGAUGAAGAUGAGCAACACAUGAGAGGUGAAACAAUCCUUUCAAAGUACGUUCUGAAAGCAAAGCCACACAUCCAAGAGCUUCUACAAUCGUUGCAUUCGUCUUCGCCCAUCUCUGCCUUCAUUACAGAUUUUUUCUGUACCGACCUGCUCGACGUUAGCGCCAGGCUUAACAUGCCUUCUUAUUUAUUUUAUCCAACUUCUGCUUCUUUCGUUUGCUUUAUGUUUCAUCUUCCAAAGCUCGUCUCUGAGAUUGAGGUUUGGUUCAAGGAGGCUGAUUUUGAUGUGGAGAUUGCGGGGCUUCCGCUGAUUUCGGCCACGGAUCUGCCGACUGCCGUCCAGGACAGGUCGAAUUCUGCGUUUUAUUGGUUUGUUCACCAUGCCUCCCACUUCAAGGAAGCAUCAGGGAUUCUCAUUAACACUUUUGCUGAGCUGGAGGAAGAAGCCAUCAAAGCCCUUAGCGCGGCAGCAAAUCCGUCUAUCUAUCCAAUAGGUCCCUUGAUUUUUCCAGUUUCUGAUGCUCCGGACGAGUCAAGGUGCUUGGAAUGGCUAGCUGAGCAACCUCCGUCGUCCGUUCUGUUUGUGUCCUUCGGAAGUCUAGCCGUUUUGUCGAGCGACCAAAUUACAGAUCUGGCGAUUGGACUCGAAGCCAGCGGCCACCGGUUCCUCUGGGUUCUACGCGCGUACAAGUCUGGGGGCUCUUCUUCUCUGGAAAAUGACAUUUCUAAGCUUUUACCAGAGGGUUUUGAGAUUCGAACCAGGGACCGCGGGCUGGUGCUUCUUAACUGGGCUCCUCAAGUACGGAUUCUUUCGCACCCGUCUACAGGAGGCUUCCUUUCACAUUGUGGAUGGAAUUCUACGCUGGAGAGCGUCUGGCAUGGAAUUCCCAUGAUCGCUUGGCCUCAGGCUGCCGAACAGAGGAUGAACAAGGUCAUAUUGGUGAAGCAGAUUCAGGGAGGCAUAGAAUUGAGGAUAGAAAGCAAUGGAUUUGUGAGGAGAGAAGAAGUGGAAAGAGCAGUGAGGGAAUUGAUGGAAGGAGAGGAAGGAUCAAAGGCUAGGCAGAAAAUGAAAGAACUGAAGGACAAGGCCAAGAUUGCUUUGAUGGAAGGAGGGAGUACAAUGAAGGCCACAGCCGAUGCAGCCACGCAUUUAUCACACAAGCCAGGCUUGACUCCUUAG
Cryptomeria japonica (Japanese cedar) is the source of this 1359-nucleotide messenger RNA. Its product is annotated as UDP-glycosyltransferase 72B1. The transcript has a single exon. The coding region runs from base 1 to 1359 and encodes 452 amino acids. NCBI's taxonomy places the organism in Eukaryota, Viridiplantae, Streptophyta, Pinopsida, Cupressales, Cupressaceae. Gene Ontology annotation, molecular function: UDP-glycosyltransferase activity. The record is from RefSeq and is a predicted model, not a curated record.